AUGUCGGACCAGGCUCGGGGAAGGCGUGUGCACAUCGAGCUGAUCCAGAUGACUGCCGCAACCAGUGGGGCUAGUGUUCUCGGGGCACGUGCGCUGGGCACACGUACGUACGUAAACGGUUCGGCGUUACGCAAUCGGUCCGCUCGUCACCGCCGCACCGGCCGUCGGCAUCGAGAUCGAAACGCCGCACUCUCGCGGAUUUCACCUUCCGACGCGAACGAACGGACGGGCGGGAACCUAAUCGGGGACACGACCCAGUUACCGAAGAGUGCGACGCGCACGGGCGCGCUGGUGGCGGUCGGAUAUCACGCGCACAUAGGCGACGGCACACGCACACGCGCACACACACACGCGCACACACACACACACACACCGACCGACCCGCUCUGCAACGCAGCAGAUAAGACUCGUCCCAUUUCGCAUUCGCCCGCGUCGGCCGAUACUUACUUUGUUCGCAGGCAGCCUAAUGACGAGGGCCGUCUUGGAUGUUUGCGUUUGGUGACGGAGAGACGCCGAUUAAGGGGAAGCGGUGCGUCGGAAACUUACGUAGGUAUGUGUACACGCACUCUUAACGCACGCACACCAGCACACGUGCUUUCAGCGCGAGUAGGCAAUAGGUCGCUACUAAGGGCGAUCGCGCGCGAGCGUUUAGAUAGAGGCGCACGAAGGCCGGCUUCGAUUGCGCUAGCGGUGCGCGCGUUUCACUUGGCGCACGCCGACUGGCGCAGGCGAGGCGAGGAGUUCGGUCGGUCGUGCGAGCGAGCGAGCGAGCGAGCGAUUUCACCGCGACAAUAUUGCGACGGGCAGGCUGCGACCCGAGCGGGGGGCCCCGUGCACGCACCAGCGCUGCUAUUUUGUGCUCCGCGCCGCGGACCCCCAGUUUCG
This is a messenger RNA of Iphiclides podalirius (scarce swallowtail), 885 nucleotides long. The record is from the annotation of a GenBank genome assembly. Lineage: Eukaryota; Metazoa; Arthropoda; Insecta; Lepidoptera; Papilionidae.